Messenger RNA from Tyto alba (common barn owl), 2427 nucleotides. RefSeq names its product lateral signaling target protein 2 homolog. The record is from RefSeq and is a predicted model, not a curated record. The coding region runs from base 613 to 2034 and encodes 473 amino acids. Gene Ontology annotation, cellular component: early endosome membrane. Gene Ontology annotation, molecular function: metal ion binding. Gene Ontology annotation, biological process: negative regulation of epidermal growth factor-activated receptor activity. The transcript is spliced from 13 exons. NCBI's taxonomy places the organism in Eukaryota, Metazoa, Chordata, Aves, Strigiformes, Tytonidae.
GGCUGGAGGUGCGGCGGGGCGUACGGGCAGCGGCGGGCAGGACCGGGCGGCUCAGCGCUCGUCCCGGCACCGCCCGCUCCCGAGGGCGAGGAGAUCCGCGCUCCCCCUCCAUCCCCCCUGGCCCCGCAGCGGGGGGGGGGUCUGGGGGAGAGUUGGGGCGAGGGGCGGCCCUCUGGGCUGCCCGCUCCCCACCGGGGGCUCCCCGCGGACCUUUCACCUGAGCCGGUGUUUACAGCCGCGCACGGAUCCGUGCCCACGCUGCCGGGAUGCGGCCGAGCUUGUUCAUCCUGCUCUGCCCCUGGGGAAACUGAGGCACGGGUGGGUGGGGACGGCGGCGCUCCCCGGGAGGUGCUCGACCGAGAGCCGCCUGCCUCCCCGCCUCCCCCGGGCACAGCUCGGCAGAGCCGGAGCCGCCGUGGGAGCCCCCACGUACCUUCCCGACGCUCCGACCCCCGCCUGCUCUCCCAGUUCUUCUUUGCCGACGAGAGGGUGACGCGGGUGGUGACUGAGAUCAACGGGCUGGAUGCCGAGCUGGACCCGCAGCAAUACCUGGUGCUCCUCAACCAGCUCCACCUCAGCCAGGCUCAUCUGCUGGCCGUCCUGGAGCGGAUCAUGGAGGAGUGCAUCCCCACGCAGCGGCACAGCCGUGACUACCUGGUCAAAUUCCCUGAGGAGCUCUUGGUGGACAACUUGGGGAACCACAUGCUGUUUGCUGCCGAGUGUCUCCUGGCUGGGACCUUCCUGGACGUGGAGGAGGCGGACGGGGUGCAGCUGCGGCCCCAGGCCAGGAACCUGCUGUGCAGCCUGGAGCUGGUGCGGACGGUGCUGCGGGAGCAGAGCCUGAGCCAGCCUGGCUCUUACCCCGAGCCCGUCCGGGCUGUGCUCGUCCAGUUCGACCGGCUCUUUGCGGAGUUUGAGCUGAGCUAUGUGUCCUCGCUGGUGGCAGUGAAGUCUCCUGAGGAGAUCUACAGGCAGCAGGAGAUCAUCGUGCUCUUCUGUGAGACGGUGGAGAGAGCCCUGCGCCUGGGCUACCUGACCCAGGAGAUGAUUGAUGGCUACGAACCGCUGCUGAUGUUCACCAUCCCUCGACUGGCCAUUAUCAGUGGUCUCCUCAUCUACCCUGAGGGUCCCCUCAGCCUGGAGCGGAGCCCUGAGCAGAUGUCCCAGGUCUUCAGCCCCUUCUACAACCUCCUGAAGAAGAUCAGGGACCUGCUGCGGGUGCUGUCGGUGGAGGAGCUCUGCCUGCUGGAGAGGAGCCUGUGCACAGCCGAACUGGACGAUCCCUGCGGUCCAGCCACCCCCACAGCUUGGGGGGCAGCCAUACCCAGAGUGGAGCCCCCUGCUCCCUGGGGUCCCCUGGAGGUCCCCUGCACCACCACCCCCCCCACCACCUGCACAACGUGGCUGGGACCCCCUGGCACGGUGGAUGACCCAGGCACCGACCAGCGGUGGGGCCCUCAGCCCCCCGGGAGCAACCCAGGGACGGGGCUUGAUGCCACCCUGGAUGCUCACUGCUCAGAGCUGCGCUCCCGCUAUGGCAGCACCAAGGACAUGCUGCACACUCUCUUCGUCUGCAUCUCAGGGGUGGCCGAUCAGCUCCAGACCAACUUUGCCAGUGACCUGCGGAGCAUCUUGAAAACAGUUUUCAAGAUCGUUGCCUCGCAGGCAGAGCCCUCGGAGGAGGCGCGUGCCAGCCAGGAAGAGGACGGUGACCCGUGUGCGGCAGACGCUCCUCGCGUGGCCGACUGUCCCCUGUGCUCCAGCCCCACGGGGGCUGCCGGGUUCCAGAGAGCAGGCACCCCCCACCUGCCCGAGUGGGUGCCGGACAGCACGUGCAGCCAGUGCUCUGCCUGCCACUCGCCCUUCACCCUGCUGCGCCGCCGGCACCACUGCCGCAGCUGCGGGAAGAUCUUCUGUGCCCGCUGCUCGCCGCAUGCCGCCGCGCUGCCGCACUACGGCCAGCCGAAACCCGUGCGUGUCUGCACGCACUGCUACGCCACGCACCUCUCGCCCACUCCCCGGCGCGCCCGGUGACAGUGAGACCCCCCCCCACACACACAUCCACACCCCCCUCCCCACGCCAGGUCGGCACCUGCAGGAGGCUGCAGUCUGGGGAGGGGGUGGGGGGAAAGGGUCCCUCCGGGGCUGCUGGGCGGCUCCGUGGCCCCACGACUCCCCUCGGGGCCGGGUGGGCACUGUGGCAGGACCCCCCCCACCCACGCACGGCGGCAGGACCGCCUCACCCGCUGCACCGCGGCCGUACCCUGGGUGGAAAUGUGCUUCGUGGUGGUGGUGUGGUUUUUUUUUUUCAGGUGAACUUUGGCUGCUGUUGGGCCCCAGGGCAGAGUCUCCCCCCCCCCCCCCCCCCCCCGCCCUGCGGGGCCCGGCCUGAGAAGGUGCAAACAGCCCUCACAUGACGGCGGGUGC